CUCACGCCCUAUUUUUGAAUUGACGUCAGAGCCACAACUGGCAGUUAUUAUUUAUAUUGUGUCCUUAGUGUACAUGGCGUUUUUCAGCAUAAGAAAAGGAAAGGGGGGGGGGAGAAAGGCAAGGUCCUUGCCCUCAAAAGGUAAUAAUCUAUGCAGGAAGAAGUCAGAGAAGAGGAGACUGGGAGAAAUAACAGGGUGAAUAUGAACAGGUGCAGUUAUGGGGGGGACGGAGGUAGACUGGGCUUGGGGAGGUGUCUGAAUCUGUGGCCCUCUGGAUAUUGCUGCCCCAUCAGGCUAGACUAUUGGCCAUGCUGACUGGGGCUGAUGGGAGUUGGCGUUCAACAACCUAUGAAGGGCCACAGGUUUCGUACCCCUGGAUUAAAGCAGGAUAAUAAAUAAUAAUAAUAAUAAUAAUAAUAAUAAUAAAAUUUUAUCUAUACCCCGCCCUUCCCGGUUCAAAAACCGGGCUCAGGGCAGCUAACAACAAAUUUAAAACACUUUAAAACACUUAAUUAUAAAAGCAGCAUAAAAUAUAGUAUAAAAACAUGAAUAACAAUAAAAUUCAAAAAUCAAUUAGAUAAUCCCCAGGGCUAGCUGGCUGAAUUGGUCCUACUUGGGCCAACGAGGAGGCCAGGGGAGAAUUAACUGUGGGGUCUCAGAGCGGGUGAUCUUCAUAAAAGGGGAGGGGGAAGGAAAAGAAGGGAAAUAAAAGAUCAGGCUGAAUUCAAAUUAAAGGCCAAGAAAUGGGAUCAAGGGGCAACCAAUUAAGUUUCUCAAGUCUUUUGUAGCUGAAGGUGUCUUGGCACCAUAAAAAUUGAAGGCAAAUAAGAAGCAAUAUGCAUAUUUUGCUGAGCCAACUUGACAUUUAAAAAAAUGAUCUGUCUUACAGGCCCGACGGAAGGAGGUUAAAUCCUGAGGGGCCCUAGUCUCAUGGGACAGAGCAUUCCACCAGGUCGGAGCCAUCACUGAAAAGGCCCUGGCCCUGGUGGAGAACCUGUGGCUCUACAGCUUUGUUGGACUCCCAUCAGCCUCAGCCAGCAUGACCAAUGGUCAGGGAUGAUUAACAACUUUAUCCCCUGUUAUUUACCAGCAAGUCUCAGGGUUGGCUGCAACAAUUCAGAAUUAAAAACAGUGGAAACAGUUAGUCACAGGAAUAGGGUGCGUCCUGAAAACACACAUCUCGGGAGUCAAAGGCCAACGUGUGUGUCUUCAGAGAACCCAUGUGGUAUAGUGGUUAAGAGCGGUGGACUCGUAAUCUGGUGAACCGGGUUUGCUUCCCCGCUCCUCCACAUGCAGCUGCUGGGUGACCUUGGGCUAGUCACACUUCUCUGAAGUCUCUCAGCCCCACUUACCUUACAGAGUGUUUGUUGUGGGGGAGGAAGGGAAAGGAGAAUGUUAUCCGCUUUGAGACUCCUUCGGGUAGUGAUAAAGCGGGAUAUCAAAUCCAAACUCUUCUUCUUCUUCUUCUUCUUCUUCUUCUUCUUCUUCUUCUUCUUCAGUAUCUGCUGAAAGCUGUGAAGGUACCAGAUGCACUCUGUGGGGAGGGAAUUCCUUGACUUAGGAGCUGCCACAAAGAAAGCCCGCUCCCAGGCCACCACCCCAAACUUCUGAGGGUGGUGGGGACCCCUCUGCUGAUCUUAAUAUCUGGGAGGGUCUGUAGAGAAGGAGGCGUUCUUUCAUAUAUUUGGGGCCUAAGUCAUUUGGAGCUUUAAGCACAAGCGUGAACACCUGGAAUUAGGCCCAGAAACAAAUUGGCAACCAACACAGCUGUUUUAGAACAGGGGUUAUACGUGCUCAGAAGGAAACUCCAGCCAGUAAUCCACCUGCUGUAUUUUGGACCAGUUGAUGUUCCCAAGUCAUCUUCAAGGGCAGCCCCACAUAGUGCAAUAAUCCAGGCUGGAAGUUUCCGGACUGUGGAGUACCAUGGCCAGGUCACCUCUGCCCAAAAGGGGCUGUUGCUCAUGUACCAGCUGCAGUUGGAAAUAGGCACCCCUGGGUCUCAAGGCCACCUGGGUCUCAAAUUACAAUGUUGAAUCCAGGAGUACCCCCAUCUUUGAACUUUCUCCUUCCAGGGGAGUACAACCCUGUCCAGAUCAAGGCUGUCUUCCCACCUCCUGGACUCGAGAACUUGGAAAACCAUUGUCUCUUCAAGAUUUAGCUUGAACCCGUGGAAGAAGAUUGGAAGAAAUUUAAAGUUUAUUUACAGAAACAUUGUAAAAUUAAGGAAUGUUAGAAGGAUGUUGGAAUGAAGUAAUGUGGUUUUAGCAGAAAUGCUAUAAAGGAUUAAGAAAAAAUAGAUUGCUAAAUGGUGAAAGGAGGGAAAGUAAAGUUACAUUAUAUUAAGAUAAAAUAGAGGACAAAAACUGGAAAAGAUGGAAAGGACUUGCUGAAAUAGCUAAUUGAACUAGAAUACAAAGAAGGGAGGUAUGAGGAGGUCAAGGAAAUAAGCAAAUGAAAGAUAAGUUAUGGGAAGAUUCAUUGUAUUUUUUUCUCUUUUCUUUUUUCUUUCUUUUCUUUUCUCUUUUUUUAUUGUGGUGUGAUGUUUUGUCUUUCUUUAAUAUGCUGUUUUUAAUUUCUUCUUUUUGUAACCUUUUAAAAUUUAAUAAAUAUUAUUUUUUUAAAAAAAAGAUUUAGCUUGAACCCAUCACUACCUCCAAGCACCUGUCUAGCGCCUCAGCCACCUCUCCUGAUUUAGAUGGAAAAGAUAGAGCUGGGUGUCAUCUCUAUAUCGGUGGUACUUCACUCCGAAACGCCUGAUGACAGCCCCCAGUGGCUUCAUCUAAAUGAUAAACAGCAUGGUGGAAUCCUGCAGGACACCACUGGCAAGCUUUCAGGGUAACACACAGUGGUCUCCUUUGGUGUUGCACCUUUGGGGUCAACCCACCGCCUGACAACAGCAGACCUAUCAAUAAUUUCUGCAACCUCUACCUCACAUAGUUGUCAUUGGCCAGAAAUUGCUUUUUGGGGAAUGGGAUACUGAUGAAAGUAUUUGUGUGGAGGGGAAACUAUCAGGGAUCAGAUGAAACACCACUGCGGUGGCAGCGACUGGUUAUGAAGUCCCAGGAUGAGCCCUGGAUGAGUGGGGAUGUGGGGAGUGGUGUAUCAUACAUUUCACCAUCAUCCUGUAUCUUAAUGUCAAACCAUAUACAGCAGUCCCUGCAAUCAUAUAGAAAACAUUCUUUUAACAUAUCAAGGGCAUGCCGGAUUAUGUUUUAAAAUAAAGGUUGGGUUUCAAGUCCUCAUCGUUGCAGACUACAAAAAAACAAAUCUAAACUUGAAAAUGUGCACCACUGACUGACCCUGUAGCGGUGACAUUGCUACAAGAUCUGAUGCCAUUCUGGUCAGUAUUCAGACAUGUUCCUUUAUUUGCAGGGCCCUGGAAGAGCGUAUGCUCUCGGAUAUUGAAGACCUGCAGAGCGAUAGAAAUCUGUAGUUGCAUCCCUGCAAAAUAUCCUCUUUUGUGACUCCAAUGUUUAACAGUUCACUCCUAAAGUGAGAAGCAGUGAAGGCAAGAAAAAAAAAAGCUGGCAAAGUUCUAUGCUGGGCUCAUCGCCCAGUGAGAGUGGGGCUGGGUUGCCAAAUCUGUAGGAGGCGGCCUUGUGUGGGUGUCUUAGGAAGGCUGUUUGGACAGAGAGUAUAAGGGAGUGACAGUCUGGAUCUCUCUUUUUAUCACACAUGCAAAUCCGCGUACACAGAUAUCAGUCAAGCUCGGAAGCUGAAGAAUAGUCAGAUUCAAAAACUGACACAGAUACUGAGACAUCUGCUGGGUUACAGAAGGAGUGCUGGGAGCCAGGACGUUUGGUUCUGUCCCCAGAUCUGGAUGGGAGAGCAGCUCAGUUGCUAGAUCAUAAGGGGGUUGUGAUCAGGGCAGAUCAAAGCUGCAAGAACAGUUACUUUGGUUCCAGGACUUUGUGCUCAAUGCCCACCUCCCACCACUCCCCAGCAAACUGAGAACGGGAAUAGAUAGUCAGAACAAAGAGGAAGAUGUGUCAGGGUUCAAGGUAUCCCUCCAUGGCUGGGAAAGAGAGGUGAGAAAACUUCAGAACCUAGGACAGAGUCACAGGUAAGGUUUGAUUUGUGCUAUAUGAGAAAUAGGGGUGUGAUAAGUUGUGUGACUGGCUUGGAAGAAAUGGGAUCAAGGGGCAACCAAUUAAGUUUCUCCAGUCUUUUGUAGCUGGAGGUGUCUUGGCACCAUAAAAAUUGAAGGCAAAUAAGAAGCAAUAUGCAUAUUUUGCUGAGCCAACUUGACAUUUAAAAAAAUGAUCCAGAAUUUCAAAUUAAAAUGCAACAUUCUUUUACUAUAAUGCUGUUACAGUGGGUCUGAACCCAAAUAAGCUCUUGAAAGUUUGUGUUUUAAUAAGAUAUCGUUUCAUCUAUCCCAUGUGUCUCAGAUCUUUUGCACUUGCUUCCUUCUUCACUAGACGGUGUCCAUAUUAUGGGUAUUGAGGUGGGUGAAAGGGUUAAACUUCCUGCUUAGGGUUAAGGUUACUAUUUCUCAGCCUAAACCUACUUCUCAGGGUUGUUGUGCAUGAAUUGAGAGGACAAAACUAUAUUUAAACACACUCUGAACCACUGGGAUGUAGCAAGAAAUACAUUGUUUAUUUCACAAUUCCCAUUGAUGUCCCUGGUGCCUUACUGACCCAAUGUUGUGCAGUGGUUAGAAUGCUGGACUGGGAUUGGGGACCUGCAGGUUCAAUCCUCACUCAGCCAUGAAGCUCCCUGGGUGGUGAUCUUGGGCCAAUCACUCUCUCUCAGCCAGCCUAGCUCUCAGGGGUGGCUGUUCUGUAGUUAAAAUGGAAAGGGAGAACGUUGCAUGCCCCCUUGAGUUUUUCAGAGAAAAGGUGGGAUAUAGAUGUUAUUAAGUAAGAAAGCACCUGGAAUGCACUUACGGAGAAAUGUAUUUCCUUUUAAAGAUCCCUGUUCCACGGAGCUUACGAUGAGCACUUCUACAUGGGGUGAACUAAGAGUGGGAGAAGCAGAGGAGAAAAAUGGGGGGGGGGGGGAGCAAGAGCAACAGGGCAUACAUUUUCUCUCUUCAGAGCAGUUGCAUAUUACUUUACUUUAAUGGCAACUAAUUAGUCCCUGGUUAAUUCUCAUGCUGCAAUUGCACCAUGUCUACUUCCUGCAAGGAAGUGCCACCCCACGAUUCCUUGCCAACAGUAAUGGAACAUGGGAGGGCAUCAGACUCUGUACAAUAAUUACUCUAAUUGCCAGGACUGUUGCAGUUUAUGGUAGGGACAAUCUGACCGUCAGUCUUGCAUGACUUUCUUUUAUUCACAUACCAAUUGUUCAUCAGUAUGUUUUGGAUUUACAAAGCCAGUGUGAAAGUUCCAUCUCUCUCACGAUUAAGUUCUGUAAAUCUCUGUGAAAUUAUCCUUAAUAUGCACAGUUGCUCAGAUACUGGAUUCAUAAACAGAAAGGGGAGAAAUAGUUUCAGUUAAAGUCGCAAUCGGUGGUCAUAGUUGCAUAGCUACCUAAGUUUUACAGGGCAGUCUUGUGCAUGUCUACUCAGAGUAAGCAAUCCAUGGGAGCUUACAUCAAGGUAACUGUUUCUAAGAGUGCAUCCGCAGGUAGAAACCUGCCCUCUUGCUUAAAGGUAAAGGUAAAGAGACCCCUGACCAUUAGGUCCAGUCAUGGCCGACUCUGGGGUUGCGGCGCUCAUUUUGCUUUAUUGGCCGAGGGAGCCAGCGUACAGCUUCCGGGUUAUGUGGCAAGCAUGACUAAGCCGCUUCUGGUGAACCAGAGCAGCGCACGGAAACACCGUUUACCUUCCCGCCAGAGUGGUACCUAUUUAUUUACUUGCACUUUGACGUGCUUUCGAACUGCUAGGUUGGAAGGAGCUCACCCCGUUGCAGGGAUUUGAACCGCUGACCUUCUGAUCGACAAGUCCUAGGCUCUGUGGUUUAACCCACAGCGCCACCCGUGUCCCGCCCUCUUGCUUAGGAAGAGUCUUAAGAACCUGAGAAGUGUGGAGAUUACUGUAUCAGGGACUGUGACAAAGUGCUAGUGCAAAUAUACUGGCAUUCACUUAUUUGAGCAGAAAAGGCAGGUGUAGUGUUGUCUAGCUUAAACUAUACAGUGGACAGCUCAAGAGUCAGAGCAAAGGAAGUUUGGCAACAAUCCCUUUUGGUAAAAUUGGUUUGCAUUUGGCUGCAUUCCAAUAGUUGAAAGGGUGAGGUGCCCCUAUCCAUGAUCUGCUGCAAAAACCUGGCCAGUGAGAGAGACUUAACCGUGCCCAACAGCUGAAUUCAGAGGAAGUGGAGCUCAACUGCCAAAGCACCAGGGGCUGUAUGGGUGCAAGGAUUUGCUGGACUUAUGGAACAGCCACCACUAGGUUCUGAAAUGAAAAAAUUAUGGCAGAGAAUGGAAUGCAUUCUGUCUCUCCCUAAAAUCUAGUAUUUUUGCGAUUCUACAUGAGUAUGCAGAUAAGCCUCUCCUUAUCUGUCUCCAUUAUGCUGAAGGAAUUCAAACAUCACCAUCCCUUUGGAAGACUCUAAGCAUGGGAGAUUUGCAGUGUGUAGUCUAGAGUGUCCCAGGCUGCAUUGCAUUACCUCUCAUGUAUUUCUGCAACAAGACUGGAGCCUGUUGGAAGGAGAGCAAUGAUCUGGGGUUGUUGUUGUUUAAUUAUUGUUGGUCAGAAAAUCAUGAACCCACAAUCUUGUAUGAUAAAUGAGCAUUAUUUCUUACCGCAUGGAUACACUGUGUGCAUGUGAUCUAUGUGUAAUGUUUUCCUUACACAGGCGUGAUAUCUGUAUAGGAAUUAAUGCGUGAGGGAAAAGUCCACAAAGAUAUCAACCAGGGCAGUCUUCCUGAAGAGGCAUUUGUGACUGCCUGGAGAAGGAGCAGCCAAUCUUCCUUAGCCUACACGAAACAACAUAUAUAUAUAUAUGUAUAUUGCACAAGUUGCAAACCACCGUGGGAAUAAUUCAUUUUGAACGGUAGGUAAUAAACUUCUUAAAUGCAACAUACAAAAAAUGUGUGCAUGGACAGGAUAAGGCCCUCAAUAGCUACAAGUUGCGAUGGCUCUAUACUCCCUCCGAGUCCCAGUCACUGGGGAAUAAUUGCAGAAGGCUAUUGUACCCAUCUCCUGCUUGUGCUACCCUCUGCCAAAAAAGGCCUCUGAUUGGCCACAGAGUGCUGGACCAGACAGGUGUUUGAUCUCACCCAGCACAGCUCAUCUUUUGUCCUACAACAUAAGAAAAGCACAGAGCUAUAGAAAUAUAUUUGUUUUCCUUGGGGGCAGGGGUCUCUCAUGCCUAUGCGACCAUGGACUUCCCAAGAGCCCAAGACAUUAAUGAGUUGUCUGCCAAACUUUCUGGAGAGCCAAAUCAAACUUUUGAGAAAAAGCACAUACUAUAUAGUCCACAAGGGGCAGCACCACUUCAGAAUGCAAGUGGGUGGAAUUGUAUGUUUGGAUGUUCCCUGCACAUUAAAAAAAAUCUCUCCAACCCACAGAAAACUGGCUUAAGACAGAACCUGAUGGGCCAAGGAAGAAACACUACUAACUGAACUGUUAAGAGGAUCUCCUCUCUCUUCCCUCCCUUCCCCCAGCCCCACUACCCUCCUCUCCAGACCUACCACAAUGUGCCCUUCUGCUCCAGUUAUCGUCAUGGCUUUUACCAUCCUCCUGUGUCAAGGAACCUGUGCUCAGGAGUUCCCUAUUCACACUCAACAGCAUCAUCAUGACCAGUACUGGUACCAAACCACAGGAGAUCAAGUCCCAGUGAUCAGUGAGUCAAUUCUCUUUUAGAGAAGGAGUUUUGGAUAUGCAAGAAGCAAAAUGUGCCCACUCCCUGUCUUGUUAUUAGGAAGCUAGAUUUGGGUCUUUGGCCUGCUUUCAGUUCCAUCACAUCUACUCGGAAAAGAGAGCCAAGCUAUACAUUACCCAUUUUACACCGCUGUAUUUUACAAGUCCCAAUUAUUUCAUGCACGCACCAUUACAACACCUGCAUUUUUCCUGUACAUUCUCAACUUUCAAAGUGUGAUUGAGCAAGACCUUCAGUUAGGAAGGCAAACCGUUGCUGGAGUCUUUGUGUGGCAGCACCACACAAAAUAUGGUACUGGAAGAUUUCAGGCAGCCAACACUCAUGAUGAGAUAGGGGCAGGCAUUACAAUAUAUAUGUGACAGUCUAAUGCCAGUAAGGGAAACAAAGCUUGGGGAAAGGUUAGGAGCUGGGACUCUCACAGACCAAAGCUAUAGCCGAUGAGAAAGGAGUGUGCAGGACUUUGCUGUGGUUUCUCAAAGGGAGCUCUUGAUGGCUCCCACUUCAGGUCUUUGUUUCCUCCCUGCUCCAGGUGGCGGCACCUGCAAGGUGAUUGCUAUCCGCCGCUGCUGUAACCGCAACCACAUCGAGGAGAGGUCUCAAACCAUCCAGUGCUCCUGUCUCCCGGGGAAAGUGGCUGGGACAACCCGCGGCAAACCUUCUUGCGUGGAUAGUAAGUGCUUGGAGGCAAGGCCUCUUCCCACUUCCAGAGAGAGGGAAGUCCAGGGGGACCAAGGAACAUGCAGGGAACCCAAACACCUGGGGCCUUGGAGAAGGGAGCGAAUAGGAAAGUGAUUGGAGGCAGGAUGGGGAAGGACCAUUGCCUUUUAACUGGAAAGAGGCCAGAAUGUUGGAGGGAAUGAUGGUGAAGCGAGAGAAUUCAGGGAAUUGCAGUCCCCUUUCUGAGAGGUGAAGGUAAGGGGAAAUAACAAACGUUAGCUGUGUAGAGGAUCCCUUGGGCAAAGUGCAGGGGAAUGGAUUGGUGGAAGUGGUAGCCCAGCCCUUCAAGCCUAUGGGAUUUACUGCACUUUAAAAAAAAUAUAUAAUGCAAUCUGCCUUGAAUCUUUGGGGCAGAGCAAGAUGCAAACCUUAGAACAGCCAGGCAAGUCAAUCUUUUUGGUCUGUGGCUCAGGAAGACGUUGGGAGGCUCACAGCUGCUCCUGACCUAUAGCCUGCCUGUCCUAAAGGGUUUGCAUGGAUAGGAGAGGCUGCCCACUGUGGAACUAGCGGUGGCAGAGACAGAUGAUUAUUUCUACUCUGCAGCUUCCAUUGUAACUGGAAAAUGGUGGUGUGACAUGGAGCCCUGCCAGAUUGAAGAGGAGUGCAAAGCGCUGCCUGACAAUUCCGGCUGGAUGUGCUCACUAGGAAACCGUGUCAAAACCACCAAGGUACUAGUCCCUUAACAUUCCCCACAGUAGGUGAAGCCUACAAAGGGCAAAUGUGUACCAAGCCUCCUUUUCCACUUCCCAGCUGCUACCCUGUCUUGCUUUCCGCUUUGUUUUUUAAGCAGGUCCUGUGGAUAAGGCUCACCUCCUUCCUCCAUCUGACAAGUUGUCUUGUUUUCCCUUUCAGAUCCACCCCAGGUAUUGAGAUCUGCAGCGCCGAAGGAUCCACCUCCCAAGUGUAUACGACAAGAUAUCUGGCGAUGGCCAAAGGACCUUGCUACAAAUGCUAGUAGGAAAUACGAUUCCUUACACAGCCACAGGACCAAAUAUCACAAAGGAAGCUACACUGCUCAAUUAGCUGCAAUGGGGAAGAUCAAGUGGCCGGGGAGAGCAGGUGCUGGUACCCAGAUUGGGCUUUGGUGCCUUUUCUAACGGUUGCUGCCGUCCUUGGCUAGGAAUGGAAUCAAAGACCUUUUCGCCUUUAUCGGAGCAAAGGCUAAAAUCUGUUUCCCUGGAUGCAAUGCAACAUGUCAGCUCAGACUCCUUCUGUAACUCCUCGAUGCAACCUGCACAGUUAACUCCUCCCCUCCUUCGCUCCCUUUUGGCAGGUGUCUAAUUAAACUCUCCGGGACAGAAGCCAUACAGCCAGUUUGUAUUUACACCUGUAAUAGAUAAUACAUACC
This is a messenger RNA of Podarcis lilfordi (Lilford's wall lizard), 9831 nucleotides long. NCBI's taxonomy places the organism in Eukaryota, Metazoa, Chordata, Lepidosauria, Squamata, Lacertidae. The record is from the annotation of a GenBank genome assembly.